This is a messenger RNA of Ambispora gerdemannii, 366 nucleotides long. The record is from the annotation of a GenBank genome assembly. Lineage: Eukaryota; Fungi; Glomeromycota; Glomeromycetes; Archaeosporales; Ambisporaceae.
UUGUUCGAACUAAUCGAUAAGAAUCGUAAACAUUGGUUGCAUGAUUACCGGUACACCUGGUAUCGGAAAGACAUGCUUUGGUUUAUUCUUUUCUACGGUACAAUGAGAAGAAUAAAGAAGAAAAAUGGGCCCAAUACCCAUCUAGAGUUGCAAAGGGGUGGUACGUUUAGGGUGUGGUAUCUGAAUAAUUACUCUGAGCACGUAAGGAAUAUUAUAACAGGCCGAAAUCAAAAAACAUUCGCAUCGACUGAUGUAUUUAGCCUUGAUAACAACAUUUUGGCUUUAUACCAAAUCACCAUAUCAACAAAGCACGGCAUAAAGGAUUUGAAGAUCUCAAACGCUUUCUCGGGUGGGGAUAUUGCAUGA